GUUGUAAUGGCUCUUCUUCAGGCGGCCUCAAGAUGGCGGCGUUGCUAGUGACAGCGCGUCCCCAAGAUGAUGAGGAGGAGGGAUUUCCUCUCUUCCUCUUCAACAUCACUCCACCUCUUCGCUCCUUCCCGAGGAUGCAUCGGCGUGCUGUGCACCUGCUUCCAGCCUCGUUUCAGUACAAUAACCCAUUUUAACUUACUCGUUUACUGGGAACCAAACGAAGCAUCCUCUGGUACCAGAGAGGCCUUGAUACAAAGAGACUGGAAGCAACCUAACAGAGGAUGUGUUGAUUUUUUUAUUUAUUUAUUUAUUUUAGAUCGAGAUUCAGCAGUGAGACAGCAUCUUUGCCGGUGACACAUCAUUAGCCCCACAAGUGGAUAAGCCCUCCAGGACACCAUGUCGGACAAAAGUGACCUGAAGGCAGAGCUGGAGCGCAAAAAGCAGCGCCUCGCCCAGAUCAGGGAGGAGAAGAAAAGGAAGGAGGAGGAGAGGAAGAAGAAAGAGUCGGACAGCCAGCAGAAAACAGAGGUGACGCCAGAAGAUUCAGACUUGGACCGCAAGCGCAGGGAGACCGAGGCCCUGCUACAGAGUAUCGGCAUCUCCCCCGAACCUCCUCUAGUUCCUACACCCGUGUCCCCCUCUAAAUCGGUGAGCACUCCCAGUGAGACGGGAAGUCAAGAUUCAGCUGAGGGAGGGGCAGCAGGCAGAUUUAGGUCAGGUUUCUCUAAAAACAAGCCCCAAGCACAGAGCUCAAGGACACUGCAAUGGGACACAGACCCCUCUGUGCUGCAGCUGCAGGCUGAUUCUGAGCUCGGGCGCAAGAUGCAGAGGCUCGGGGCCUCUAAGAUCACACAGGUUGACUUCCUUCCCAAAGAGGUGGUCUCUUACAGCAAGGAGACACAAACACCUGUCAACAGCCACCUCUCUGAAGUCUGCUUGGAAUAA
Molecule: messenger RNA, 945 nt
Organism: Poecilia latipinna (sailfin molly)
Lineage: Eukaryota; Metazoa; Chordata; Actinopteri; Cyprinodontiformes; Poeciliidae
Gene: dync1i1a
Product: dynein cytoplasmic 1 intermediate chain 1a
Exons: 9
Coding region: 397-945 (182 amino acids)
Biological process (GO): microtubule-based movement
Cellular component (GO): cytoplasmic dynein complex
Source: RefSeq, a predicted model, not a curated record